AAAUAGAGACAAAGAGAGAGGGGUGAGCCAAUCUCUCCGUUCUCCCUUGUGAUAUAGUGAGAGGAGAAAGAGGCAAAAACGAAAGGGUGCUACUGAGUAAGAGAGGGGGAGAUGAAAGUAGGACUGUUUCAAGUAUGUAAUAAAGGCAGCAGUGAACGAGUGAAGGGGUAGCAGUGAGAGGUAGUAUAGCCAGUACAUCAGCCCCACUACCACCAUCGCCUAAGCUUAUGUAGCAGCAACGAUAUAAACGAUACGCGCGCGCACGCAUCCAUCCACCGCCACUACCACCUUCGUCCAUGUAGUACAAGGCGUACAGAUAAGCGCGAGCGCGACAUCGCCCGCCACCGCUGUCGUCUCCGCCGCCAUCUCCUUGCUAAGUGUAGCAGUGGGCAACAACAGCAGUAGUAGUAGUAGUGGUAUUAACAUUAAUAUUACUACGCUACUGCCGCCGCCGCCGCUGCUACUACCACCACUAGAAGAAGUAAGCAGGCAUACAGCAGUACAAUAUCUAGAGCCGCCACUAUAAGCAGCAAUAGCAGAGAGCGCCGUGUACAGCAGCCGACCAGCUGCCACCACCAUCACCACCACUAACUCCUACCUCCACCACAAUUCGUCACCACCACCGCCAUCAUCAUUUUGGUACAGUCCAUUACUACAUCACCGCCGCCACUACCGUUUGCACACCACAGUAUUGCUUGCUUACACCGCCACCAUCACAAGAAAAACCCGCCAGCUCCUUCUUCAUCAAGCGCCAAUUUUCUCUUCAUAACAGCCAGUGUAUAUCGACAGGAUUUUUUUUAAACAGCGACACAGGAAGGAAAAAAAGACGAAACCAAAACUAGGAGAAAUUUACAAAAGAAAAAAAACAGAGAAAAGAGAAUUUGAAUUACGCAAAAAAAAAAUAUAUAUUAUUAUAUAUAUAUAAAGGAUUAAAUAUAUUAAGUUCAAGCUUAAAAAAAAAGUUAUCGAAAAUCACUUCAAUUUUAUGAAAAAUAUGUAAUAAAUGUUUCACCAUUCGAAAUGCGCCAUAGUUUUUUUGGUUGCUUGCCAGCUACAAGAAACAUUGGAGGAAUGAAUGAAUACUCAAUCACUUUAAAAAAAAAUCAAGUGAGUAAAAUUAAUUCCAUUAAGUUGUUUUAAAAUAAAAAAAAAACUAAUAAUCUGAAGUGAAAAAACGCCACACAAGAGUUUUUCUCCGUCGGUCACAUUAUCUUGGUCGUUGGUUGGAUAUACUCACUCUUCUCCAUCUCUCUCACUCACUCCCUCACUCAGGCAUUAACCACCCUCACUCACUUAGGUAAGUGACUCUCUCUCUCUCUAUAUAUAUAUAUAUUAUUACUUCAACCGGCCGUCCACCGCUCACUUGCUCUGUCGGCGGGACCGAAAAAGGUAAGGGAGAGCGCAGGCGCAUAACUACUAGUGAAGCAUCUUCGUUAACGUCCGGAGAUUAACGGAAGUUACCGAAAGUUAAAAUAAGAGCAUCCGGGUAGUUGCGGAAGUUCUCGAGUCUGGACGAAUUGUUCCGGAAGUUUCCGAAAUUUGACGGCAUCUAUUUCCUUCUUGAGAAGGGAGAUAAGUAAUAUUGUGAGGAAGUUAAACCGCCACCAAAGCAAGGAACAAUGAACACUUACAGUUACACGGAAAUGGCGCGGAUGAAUGUUGUGGAACCUCCGCGGCGGAAAAAGCGCUUGCAAGACGCUAAUAAGCCAAAGAGAUCCACAUCGGCGUAUUUCUAUUUUAUGGCCAGUUGCAGGGAGCAGGCGGCAAGAGCUGGGACCCAAAUUACCAAAGUUACGGAGUUUACCAAAGAAUGCUCUGCAAGAUGGAGGAAUUUUACAGCUAUGGAAAAAAAACCAUUCGAAGAAAAAGCCGCUCUGGACAAGGCACGAUAUGACCGCGAAAUGGCUCAGUACAAAGGCAAAGAUAUGGUCGAUCCGAACAAGCCAAAACGGCCGCAGACUUCGUAUUUUCUAUUCUUGGCCGAGUUCCGGAAAAUGAUGCAGGGUAAACUUGACCACAAAGACAUUCUGCGGAAGGCAGGGGAGCAGUGGCGAAACAUGACGGACGAACAAAAGAAACCCUUUGAGAUAAAAAGUCAGGAAGAAGCCAAGAAAUAUGAAAUCGCUAUGGCCGAGUACCGAAAGCGACAAGGGGGUGUUGUGAUGCUUGACGGCGGUCCCGAGGAAAAAAGAACAAAGAUAGAAGCUGGCGUGGUUGGGUAUGGGGAAGAUGUCGAGGAGGAAGAGAUGGACGACGAAGAUGAUGAAGAGGGAGAUGAAGAAGAUGACGAAUGAAGGAAGAAGAGAGAGACUUGAGAGAUAUUAACACUCACAUAAAAAAAAGGCGGGGGGUAUAAAAAAAAUAAUUCCUUUUUCUUUCUCGAAUUCAUUUGGUAAAAAAAAAAAAAAAA
Messenger RNA from Octopus bimaculoides (California two-spot octopus), 2410 nucleotides. Its product is annotated as high mobility group protein B3. Lineage: Eukaryota; Metazoa; Mollusca; Cephalopoda; Octopoda; Octopodidae. The record is from RefSeq and is a predicted model, not a curated record. Gene Ontology annotation, biological process: regulation of transcription by RNA polymerase II.